GCGGGCGCGGGGCAGCCUUCGCUGGGGCGCCCGGGGCCGGGGUGCACCCCUGCCUGCACCCUGCCCGCCGCCUGCCCGCCGGGAGCCCGGAGCGAUGGCGAGGGGGCAGCUGUCGGGGGGCGCCUGGGGAGCCCUGGUGCUGCUGGGGCUGAUGCUGCCGGCGGCACCGGCGGGCGCUUGGUACAAGCACGUCGCCAGCCCGCGGUACCACACGGUGGGGCGCGCCUCGGGGCUACUCAUGGGCGUCCGCCGCUCCCCCUACCUCUGGCGCCGGGAGCUGCCGGCCGAGCCCCCCCGCCGCCCCGGGGGAGCCGCCCCCGCCGCCGCCCCGCCGCCCCCUGGCCGCCCCGACGGGGAGACCCCGCCGCCCGCCCCGCCGCCGCCGGCUGGUCCCGUCCGCCUCCUGCAGCGCCUGCUCCGGCGGGGCUGGGGAUGGGGGGGUCCCCGCCCGGCCCCCGCCCGGCCGCCUCCCGGCCCCCGCGGAGCUCAGCUUCUCCCGCUUGAAGAUGUGGCUCUGUUCCGCUGAAGGGGCCCCGCAGAGAUGCUUCAAGCGCCGGAGGAGCAUUGACUGCCCGAGGUGGAAACCGUUCACCCUAGCUGGCGAGGAAGAGUCUCAUCGGCGGAUUUCCUGGUACUCUGACCUCUCUGAAACCAUAUAGACAAUUGCAUUCCAAAAAAUCUGAUUUUUCAUGGCCGCUGUCCAGGCGCAGUGGUAAAUUCAUCUUGUUUUCAGGUCAACCUAGUGCUAUGAACUUGGGGAGAAAUAAACAGGGAAGAUAUUUAUUUUUGUUUAUUUUUUUUAGA
This is a messenger RNA of Chroicocephalus ridibundus (black-headed gull), 804 nucleotides long. It is a transcript of the gene NPW, whose product is annotated as neuropeptide W. The record is from RefSeq and is a predicted model, not a curated record. Gene Ontology annotation, biological process: G protein-coupled receptor signaling pathway; feeding behavior. NCBI's taxonomy places the organism in Eukaryota, Metazoa, Chordata, Aves, Charadriiformes, Laridae. Bases 95 to 526 code for a protein of 143 amino acids. The transcript is spliced from 2 exons. Gene Ontology annotation, molecular function: G protein-coupled receptor binding.